Molecule: messenger RNA, 219 nt
Organism: Effrenium voratum
Lineage: Eukaryota; Dinophyceae; Suessiales; Symbiodiniaceae
Source: the annotation of a GenBank genome assembly
AUGUGGUCGCCCACCUACACGGGCUUCGUGGUGAUGUGCCUGGGCGCCGUAGUCAUGGCCGGGCUGAGCCCGGUGCGGGCGCUCUUCACAGCCGCCUUGGGGGCGGUGCUGGCCAUGAAGCUGGCGGAGGAGGAGAAGGCCUUGUCAGAGGCGCGGCCAGAGGAGUGGUCGCGGUAUUGCAAGAAAGUUCCCUACAAGCUGGUGCCAUUGAUCUGGUGA